Molecule: messenger RNA, 4566 nt
Organism: Chiloscyllium plagiosum (whitespotted bambooshark)
Lineage: Eukaryota; Metazoa; Chordata; Chondrichthyes; Orectolobiformes; Hemiscylliidae
Source: RefSeq, a predicted model, not a curated record
AUGACUGAGCCGCUUACUGGAUUCUGCUGCGAUCAGCUCGAGCUGAUUGGUUUCCUUGACCAACUGCCUAUCGCAUGUUUCCCUAUCAAAUCUUCAAGUCAUCAGUUGUUCGGCAACUGUCUUCUUCUCCAGGUAAAAAAGACAGAUACUGCUAAAAGUCGUUUGGAGAAGAGGAACUCUGAGCUCAUGGGACAAGUGGACACCCACAGGAGACAACUUGAUGAAAAAGAGGAUGAGUGUAGCAAUUUGGGUAAUCAGCUCCAGACUAAAGAGAAUCUGAUGAAGAAAUGCUUUGAAGAAAAGGCUAAAUUUCAAAAUAACAUAACAGACCAGCUAUCUGUGAUCCAUCGGUUGCAAGAGCAGCUUACUGAGUUACGACAAGAGUUUCUAAGGCAGGAUGAUCAGCUACAGGAGUACCGGAAUAACUCCACAACCUUGCAGAAGAAACUUGAAUAUGAAAGCCUGCAAUGUGGUCAACAGAUCAGGGCACUGAAGGAACAAUGUGACGAGAAGUUGAAGACUUUAGGGAAAGUGCAUAACCAGCCAACAAAGCAUGAAGAUUCAAAUAAACAAAACCAGUCCAGAGAGGAGAAUGAGGAAGUGAAUAAUCGCCAGAAAUCUGACUGGGAUUACAACAAAGCCAAAAUAAAUCUUGAGAAGCAGACUUCUGAGAGUAAUAAACUUAACAUUAAUCUUAAUGGAGGAAACCAACUGCAGCCUCACCGAGAUGAUGGCAAGAGAUUACUAAAUCCAGGUAAAGCAGAUGAUGAUGCUGGCAUGCCUGGGAUAGAAGAAAAUGAACAUGCUAAACCGGUGGAUCUUUUGAUUGAUCACAAGAGAAACAAAUUGCUGCUUGAAGAAGUUGAGAAACCAGGGUUGAGGGGUGGUGGGAUUCUUGGGGACAAAUUGAAUGUGGAGACUGGAAUGAAACCUGUCCGUCAUUUUGAGAGGGGCCCAGUGAUGCAGGCUCCCCCUCCAAACCAGGCUCUAUCAUUUGAUGAACAAAAUGUUGCAAAACCUGGGAGAUCAUUUGUUGUGAAUGUGCCAAGUCCUGUAGAACAAGAGGAGCCAAAUGACACAGCAGAUGAAAAUCUUCACGUUAGAGCAGAUGAAAUUGGAGAAUCUCAGAAUCACCAACCAGUUCUGGAUAGACAACAUCAAGGGAAACCAGUACAUCAUUUAGCCAAGGAGCCUGCUAUGCAGCCACCACCUAAUCAAGCUCUACACUUCCCAGCUGGCCAAGCCUUUUCAAAUCCUUUUGAUCACCACGGUGGGAAAGGACAUGAAAAAGCCAAUGAACCAGGAGAACAUCCAAAAGGUCGACAAGGCCAGUUCUUUGAUGAAAAUGAAUCCCCAGCUGAUCCGCAGCAUGACUCUAAAGUGGCGGAUUAUAAUGGGGAUGAUGGUAAUGUGGGUGAGUACGAGGCAGACAAGCAGGCCGAAUUGGCUUACAAUGAGGAAGAGGAUGGUGAUGGUGGGGAAGAAGACGUCCAAGAUGAAGAGGAACAAGAUCUUCAAGGGGACGUGAACAAUCCUGCUGUUUAUGAAAAUCGCCACUUUGCAGCUGAUGGUUUGUAACUGUCUGCCAUGAGACUGAAUCCCGAGUUUAUAGGCCGUGGAAAGAAUAUUGUGUGACUUUGACGCAAUAAUGCAAAAUCAUUUUACAGUAUGCCAUGGCCUUUUAACAAGUGCAUUACUUGAUAAGUUUGAGCACUUCUGGUGUUGCUGCCCGGUGAAAUAGAAGGUGAUGCAAACUAAUAUUUGUUAAAAAUUACAAGCAAAUUGUUUAGAUUGAUUGAUUUAUAAUUGCAAACAUUUGUGGGGAGGGGGGGGUUGGAGGAGGGAAUUUCGUUUACCUCUGUACAUUAUUUUGUAUAUUUUGUACUUUUGAAAAUUUUAUGAACAAAGUUUAGUUUUUGUUUUGAGGUUUGGAGUUCAUGAAACCAUUGCAUAAAUAUAAUAUCAGCAAAAUGACUGCUAUAUUUCAGGUUAAUCAAAGUAGCAUUUGAGAACUGAUCUGUUUAAAGUACUAUAUUUAAAACAACUUAACGGAGUCGCUGAAACAUUUUGCUUUGUACAGUCUCUACAAGAUUUAAUUUUGCUUAGUGAAGUUUUUGCAUUGUGCUGUGAAGACAGUAAAUGUUAUCCCUUUUUUUGACUGUGUAAAUCUAUUCUAGUGAUUUAAAUGCGUUCUAAUUUUAACAGGAAAAGAAUGUAUAGAUACAUGCAGUCAUUAACAAACCCAGUACAGCAGAUGAAAUUCAAUGAAAAGUCUUCAAUAGAAACAUUUUCACAUGUUACUUUUGUUGCUUCCAUCAAAACAUAUUUAUUGCUGUGUAAAUUUUAAAAAUAAUAGCGAUGAAAUUUGGAAAGGCUACCUACAACAGGCAUAGAUAAUUAACACUUUUUUGUGGAGAUGUUUCUGGAUCUAAGGAGGAUUAUGGGGGAGGUCAAUGAUAUUUUAAAAGAAAACACAGUUUUUGAAAACUGGUGAAGCAUGACCCUUUGUGGCUGGUUGUUGUUACGAUGGUAAGUAGAUUACUGAUGUUUCCUAAUGAAUUAAACAUUAAGACACCACUUGAUCUACUCUGCUCAGCAAAGAUUGGCUCUGAUGUCUUACGUAUACUGACAUUUAAAUAAAGUAUAAGCCUAUCGUACAUGGAUGUCCUGGUAUGGUUUUCAUUCCUUGAGAUACAGUUAGCCACUUAUUUCUCUCUGUUUUACCAAUGUUACACAGGGUUGCCACAGUGCUGGUUGAUGGCUGUUAUAUCAACAUUGUUUUUGGGUUUGGCCAUUGUUUUGCAUCUUGAUGCCUUCCUGCCAUUCACCCUCCUGAUGUUUAUGUCUGGGGGCUGACACCAUUGCAUGUGGUGCUGCCUACAUCAGUGGCUGGGUUCUUUUGUGGCCAACCAACAAUUUGAAGAAUUUUGCAUUUCCUGCAGCAAGUUUUGUUUUUGGAGGAGAAGCAAGACUACUUGGUUGGCUCUGAUGCAAUAUGCGAGGCCAGGAUGACCCAUACUAACCCAAUUUUGGCCCUUACUUUCCCACUUGAUUAUUUGUAAAUGCUAAUUUUCAGGCUGCUGGGGGAGCUUAGGCUGAGGAGAAGCCAGGGUCAAUGCCUCAUGUAGGAAGAUGUGUCGUUGUCUCUGAACGACUUCCUUCCAACAUUGGAAGUCCACUGCUGAAAGUGACCCAGUUGGGCCUUGAGUGGGUGGGGUUCUAUCAAUGGUAUCUUUUCAACAUUGAGUACAGUCCUGCAAAAAAAAAUUGUGGCCCCUGAGUGUGUUCCCUUUUUCAACAUAUAGCCUGCCUUCCAAACUAGGGUCCUGGUCAGUGAGGACUGUCUGUCGUCCCAGCCCUGACCACUUCAGUAUCUGAGGGGCAACCAGUAUCAGCAAUAAUGUUUUGCUGCCAACUCUUUGGCUAGCAGAAAGGGAAAUCUCACCAUCCUAACAAUCCUGGCUUGCAGUGAAUGAGUGAACCCAAGGCCUUCCAGCUCAGAGGCAGGAGAUGUAGCCACUGAGCAGCUCCAGCUCCCUCCUCCCAUCUUCCAUUAAUCUCAUGAAAUUGUUUAUUUUUCCCCUUAUUCUUAUGUGGAUAUUAAAAUAGUGAAUAAAAGUCUUUAUUGUCAUUUAAACAAUGUCUUGUGGAGCUGAAAGUAAUUAAUGCUUUCAAUAUCAUAGAAUUCAGCAAACAGUAAAAUGUUGCACUAUCUCAUUUAAAGCGACUAUUGUAGAGCAUCUGCAUUGUACAAAAAUGUAAAAUCUCAACUUGCUGUUGAAGCAUGAGGCAAAAAAUACUGUGAAUUAGCAGACUGGGAAAUAUAGUCAGGUGAGAAAUAUAUUGCAAUGUACUAUUUCCAAUAAUUUGAUAUCUUCAUUUUAGAAUGAUCAUUAAGUGUAAUAAUUUUGGUUGCAAAGUUUAUGCUUCAGAAAAAUUAUGAUCAGAGCAAAAGAAUUGGGAUUUCAAAGAGUAGAAACAAUGUUUUGUUUCUUUAUGUACAACUCUUUUUUUUAAAAAAAUUCUGCAAUAUAGACUGUAAAAUAACGUGUCACUGCAGAGCUUCAGGGUGUUUCCUGUAAUUUCAUGCGGGCUAACAUAGCCAUCAAAAGGAAUGAUACAUCUUCCACAGUUGUGGGAUCUCAAUGUCAUUGAGUGGACAUGAAGAAAUGCAAUAUGAAUUAUUAAUUAAGUGGUUAACAAUCAUAACUAAAUGGAUAAUACAGCUAAUAAUGAACCUUUUGGCCAAUCAAUUACUUUAUUUUGUGGUUCUGGUCAUUAUCUGAAGCAUUCUGCUAAAAUUAUGUAGUUUCUAACUUGCUCUGGGUAUCUUAUUCUGUAAUUGGCAAACUUAGGAAUGUAAACAAAAGUCAGUAGGUCUGCCUCUGUGUGCAGCUUUUUGGGGAGGGCUGGGGUUGUUCGUUUUCCAAGUUAAAUAAUUGCAUUGAAUUUUGUGCUUCUGAAAUGUUACAUCUGUGUUGUAAAAUUGUAAGAUGCUGCAUGGUAAAAUGGUUUGUUUCUCUGAUUUGUUUAUAAUACUUUGAAUAAAUGAUUUAUUUGAGUUGA